AUGGCCACGGCGGCUUCUAACCCCUACCUGCCGGGGAACAGCCUGCUGGCGGCCGGCUCCAUUGUACACACGGACGCGGCGGGGGCCGGCGGCGGUGGGGGCGGGGGAGGCGGCGGCGGCGGCACAGGGGGCGGAGGGGGCGGCCUGCAGCCCGGCAGUGCCGCUGUGACCUCCGGCGCCUACCGAGGGGACCCGUCCUCCGUCAAGAUGGUCCAGAGCGACUUCAUGCAGGGGGCCAUGGCCGCCAGCAACGGCGGCCAUAUGCUCAGCCACGCGCACCAGUGGGUCACGGCCCUGCCCCACGCCGCCGCCGCUGCCGCGGCCGCCGCCGCCGCCGCGGUGGAGGCGAGCUCGCCCUGGUCCGGCAGCGCCGUGGGCAUGGCCGGCAGUCCCCAGCAGCCGCCGCCGCCGCAGGGCCCCGACGUGAAGGGCGGCGCCGGGCGCGAAGACCUGCACGCGGGCACCGCGCUUCACCACCGCGGCCCGCCGCACCUCGGGCCCCCGCCGCCGCCGCCGCCGCCGCCGCCGCACCAGGGCCACCCUGGGGGCUGGGGGGCCGCCGCCGCCGCGGCCGCCGCCGCCGCCGCGGCCGCUGCCGCGCACCUCCCGUCCAUGGCGGGGAGCCAGCAGCCGCCGCCGCAGGGCCUGCUGUACUCGCAGCCUGGGGGCUUCACGGUGAAUGGCAUGCUGAGCGCGCCCCCCGGGCCCGGCGGCGGCGGCGGCGCGGGCGGCGGAGCGCAGAGUCUGGUGCACCCGGGGCUGGUGCGCGGGGACACGCCCGAGCUGGCGGACCACCACCACCACCACCACCACCACCCGCACCCGCCGCACCCACACCACGCGCAGGGCCCGCCACACCACAGCGGUGGUGGCGCAGGGCCAGGACUCAACAGCCACGACCCGCACUCGGAUGAGGACACGCCAACGUCGGACGACCUCGAGCAGUUCGCCAAGCAGUUCAAGCAGCGGCGUAUCAAGCUUGGCUUCACACAGGCCGACGUGGGGUUGGCGCUGGGCACGCUGUACGGCAACGUGUUCUCGCAGACCACCAUCUGCCGCUUCGAGGCUCUACAGCUGAGCUUCAAGAACAUGUGCAAGCUCAAGCCGCUGCUGAACAAGUGGCUGGAGGAGGCGGACUCGAGCACCGGCAGCCCCACCAGCAUCGACAAGAUAGCGGCGCAGGGCCGCAAGCGCAAGAAGCGGACCUCCAUCGAGGUGAGCGUCAAGGGCGCGCUAGAGAGCCACUUCCUCAAGUGCCCCAAGCCCUCCGCGCAGGAGAUCACCAACCUGGCAGACAGCCUGCAGCUCGAGAAGGAGGUGGUGAGGGUUUGGUUCUGCAACCGACGCCAAAAGGAGAAACGCAUGACGCCGCCCGGGAUCCAACAGCAGACGCCCGACGACGUCUACUCGCAAGUGGGCACCGUGAGCGCCGACACGCCGCCGCCACACCACGGACUGCAGACGAGCGUGCAGUGA
Messenger RNA from Pteronotus mesoamericanus, 1476 nucleotides. It is a transcript of the gene POU3F3, whose product is annotated as POU class 3 homeobox 3. Gene Ontology annotation, biological process: regulation of transcription by RNA polymerase II; brain development. Lineage: Eukaryota; Metazoa; Chordata; Mammalia; Chiroptera; Mormoopidae. The coding region runs from base 1 to 1476 and encodes 491 amino acids. The record is from RefSeq and is a predicted model, not a curated record. Gene Ontology annotation, molecular function: DNA-binding transcription factor activity, RNA polymerase II-specific; RNA polymerase II cis-regulatory region sequence-specific DNA binding. The transcript has a single exon. Gene Ontology annotation, cellular component: nucleus.